UUUUUAGAACAAUCACUUUCAGAGGACGUGAUCAGGCCGCAAGAUGCAGCUAGUGUUUUCUCGGCUGUGUAUACCAACCCAGAGGGAGUUGACGUUGCACUAGAUUUUCUUGUCGAAAAUUUUGACCGCAUUGAAAAAGCGUAUGUAGCAUUAAAUGCCGUAAGGAAUGUUGUCACUGGUAUUGCAAACUACCUCACUAAAGCGGAGCAGAAGACUAAAAUGCAAACACUGAUUGUCAACAACCCAGAUUCAUUGAAUACACCUGGGAAGAUAGCGCUGGCUACUAUAGACACAAAUCUUGACUGGUUGAACAAAUAUAAGGAUGAGGUUCUUGAUGCGAUAGAAAAUCAAUUAUCGAAAGAGACACGCGGGGUUGCUUUG
Gryllus bimaculatus (two-spotted cricket) is the source of this 381-nucleotide messenger RNA. NCBI's taxonomy places the organism in Eukaryota, Metazoa, Arthropoda, Insecta, Orthoptera, Gryllidae. The record is from the annotation of a GenBank genome assembly.